This is a messenger RNA of Myxocyprinus asiaticus (Chinese sucker), 1277 nucleotides long. RefSeq names its product claudin-34-like. The record is from RefSeq and is a predicted model, not a curated record. Bases 198 to 941 code for a protein of 247 amino acids. The transcript is spliced from 2 exons. Lineage: Eukaryota; Metazoa; Chordata; Actinopteri; Cypriniformes; Catostomidae. Gene Ontology annotation, cellular component: bicellular tight junction; plasma membrane. Gene Ontology annotation, molecular function: structural molecule activity. Gene Ontology annotation, biological process: bicellular tight junction assembly; cell adhesion.
UUUAAACAGUGGAGGUGACAAAUCCUAUAUUUGGGCUGAGCUAUGAUUUACAACUUACAGUUUGAAGAUGCUUCAGAUCUCAAAGCUUUACCGAGAAGUCUUAUGACUGCAAUGCAACAACGGUCUAAAGGACAGUGUGCGGACCUGAAGGGAAUUAUUCAUCACUAUCUGGUCCUGGAUGUUCUUCAGCUUUAGUCAUGGCUUACCUGGCCCAGUCAACCCAUUGCCAGUUCUUGGGUCUGGUGCUUGGGUUUGUAGGCUGGAUUCUUAUAGCAUCAAUUUCUGGGGUGAACGACUGGAGGAUAUGGUAUGUGGAUGAUCAGUCUGUCAUCACCGGAGGACUGGCCUGGGUGGGCGUAUGGAGGGUCUGUUUCAACACCCACAUUUUGGAUUCAGCUGAGUUCUGCAAAAGCAUCAGCCUUACAGAUUCAUUCACACCUCCAGAGAUAGCAGCCGCCCAGGUACUUUGCAUGACCGCCACUGGUGUGGGGGUGGCCGCAAACCUGGUGGCUGGAUAUGCUGUUAGAAAUGGAUUCAUUGGGGUUCACAGUGGGCAUGUCAGACUGACCUUUGUGAUGGCAGGUAUCUUGUACUGGCUAACUGCGGCAUGCUCACUUGUCCCUGUGCUCUGGAAUAUGACUUCUGUAUUAUCAAAUCUGACUAUAGACUUCCCUUUAGACUUCUACAUGCCUCCUGCCCCACUAAGACAGGAAGUGGGUCCAGGGAUUGGGAUCGGAAUUGGCUCAUCUCUAUUGCUUAUAAUAAGUGGACUUCUCUUCCUGUGCUAUACGCAUCCCAUCAAAACUAAAAUGUCUAAGAGUAGGGCAAUGAAACAUUUAGGUAAUGUAAAUCUCAAGGCUGAUGACUUUCCUGAUGCAAUCAAAGAGAGUAAGCAUGAGGGGAUUAUCAACCCAGCCUUUGAGGCAGAGGAGAACCUUUAAUGAUAAUGUAUAAUUAUUCUAAGCUCUAAAAACAAAUCCUUCAGUAACUUUGAUGAAUUCUUGCCGUUAAGAGCGUAGAAUCAGCCUGAAUAUCUAAACAAUUUAUACAACAGAAAUUCCCAGUCCUAUAAAUUGAUUAGGCAAGCAGCAUACCAAGAGUCCUAUUAUUUUGUAUAACAGCACUGGUAAGUUUCACUUUUUGUAACACUCCAAUUUCUCAAAGUCUGUAUUUGCUUCAUAGAAUUGCAAUUAUUUGGAUUUGUAAUUUAUUUAUUUUUUUCAUUUUUUUUUUUUUUCAACUAUUUUCAUUGCCGUAGCAAAGCUGAAUAAAAUAAC